GGACCUGGGUGUGGGAGGAGUGAAGAACUCUCCAGGCAGUGUGGGGCUGCAGCUCUUAGUCAGUUCUAAGCCAUCUGUCAGGUGCAGCCUGGAGCAAGGGCUCAGAGCAAUCAUUCCCUGUCCAGUUAAGGCUAAGCCUCAUUUGUGGAAAUUGACGCUGUUCUGUGCUUCACUGGAAAACUGGGCUUGGAAAUCUGACAAAGUUUUAAAAAAAAGAAGGAACUUUCAAAAUACACCGUUCUUCUCAAGCUCUGACAUCAGGCAGCACAGAGAGACUGUCGUUAAUUCCGAUCCCUAUAGACAGAAAGUGCCCCAGAGAGGAGCAGAAGCAGGUUCCUGUUAUCCCCUCUCUGGAUGGACAGUCCCAGUGUGAGAGAAACUCAGAAACAGACAUCAGUAUCAAUUGAAAAAGGCAACAUGAAGGACUCUGAGAAGCCACAUGCUGAGGACAAAAUCUGCUGCAUUUCCAAGCUGAAGGUAUUUCUGCUGGCACUGUCACUUGCAUUCCUUGGGAAAACUAUGUCUGGUGCUUACAUGAACAGCAUGUACACACAGAUAGAGAAACAAUUUAAUAUCCCAGCUUCUUUGGUGGGCAUCAUUAAUGGAAGCUUUGAAAUUGGUAACUUGCUGCUGAUAGCAUUUGUGAGUUACUUUGGUGCAAAGCUUCACAGACCCAGAAUAAUUGCUUUGGGCUGCACAAUUCUGUCACUGGGAUGUCUUUUGAUAUCAGUUCCUCAUUUUCUGUUUGGAAGGUAUCGUAUUGAAAGCAGCAUCUCACAACGGGAAAAUUUUUCAGUGAUGCCUCUAUGCCUUGUCAAUCAAAGCUUGUCCUCUUUGCCUACAGAGGAACCAUCAACAGAAUGUGAAAAAGAGCCUGGGUCCUUGCUGUGGAUAUUUGUGAUGGUUGGAAACAUAGUACGAGGAAUGGGUGAAACUCCCAUCAUGCCUUUGGGCAUUUCCUAUUUGGAGGAUUUUGCCAAAGCAGAGAAUUCACCUUUCUACCUGGCAUGUCUGCAUACAGCAACUGUAGUCGGCCCCUUCCUUGGUUUACUGUUGGCUUCAUUCUGUGCAGAGCUGUUUGUUGACAUUGGAUCAGUAAGUGCAGAUGAGAUAACUAUAACAGCUACUGAUGCCCGCUGGGUUGGAGCAUGGUGGCUGGGCAUUUUGAUUUGUGCACUGCUGAAUCUUCUCGUGGGAAUACCAUUUUGGUUUUUGCCCAAGUCACUUGUGAAGGAAGGUGAAACCAAUGAACCUGAGGAGACAAGUGAAAAAAGAGUAACACCAUUGCAAGAAAAUGAUAAAAAUGGAACCAAACAGACCAUGUAUGAAAUUGCUAAAGAUUUCAUCCCCUUCCUCAAGGCUCUGUUUCACAACCCCGUGUAUAUGUUAUUUAUAUGCAUAACUGUGUUACAGUUCAGUGCCUUCGAUGGCAUGAUAUCCUUCAUGCCCAAAUAUCUGGAACAGCAGUUUGGAAAAUCUGCAUCAGAUGCCAUCUUUUUAAUUGGUGUUUACAACUUACCAGUUCUAUGCGUUGGGUAUUUUUCCGGAGGCUUAUUCAUGAAGAAAUUCAAGAUAAAUAUCUAUCAGGCUGCGAACAUAGCGUUCUGGGUAUCUUUACUGGAAUACCUUCUCUACUUUGCUGCCUAUUGGACUGUCUGUGACACCUCACCAGUUGCUGGUCUAACAGUUUCCUAUCAAGGAAUAGAACAAGUUUCAUAUGCUGAAAAUACUCUACUGGCUGGAUGCAACAUGGAUUGUGAUUGCCCACUUAAAAUAUGGGACCCUGUUUGUGGGAACAAUGGAAUCACUUAUGUGUCACCUUGUCUUGCUGGGUGUAAAUCCUCAAGAGGAACUGGAAGAAGUGUGGUAUUUGAAAACUGCACCUGUGUCGCAGCCUCAGGGUUUUCAUCUCAAAACAUCUCUGCAACUCUGGGCCAGUGUGAUGGACAUGAAAACUGUGACAAGAUGCUCCAUUAUUUUUUAAUAUUGACAUUAGUCUGCAGCUUCAUUUUUUCCUUAGCAGCCAUGCCUGGAUACAUGGUCUUAAUAAGGUCUCUAAAGCCUGAAGAGAAAUCAUUUGGAGUGGGUAUCCAUGGACUGGCUUCAAGAGUAUUUGCUGGAAUUCCAUCUCCCAUUUAUUUUGGAGCUUUGAUAGAUACCACUUGCUUGAAGUGGGGUACUAUGACUUGUGGCGGAGAAGGAGCAUGUAGGAUGUAUGAUAUUGUCACAUACAGGUGGCUCUAUCUUGGCCUGCCAGCAGUGUUACGUGGAGUGUCCUACAUCCCAAGUACACUAAUUCUCCUCCUUUUAAAGAAGAAACUGAAAUCUGAAAAGCCAAUCUUAUUGAAUGCACCAAUAGAAAUGCAGGAUAAAGAACAAGAAGCAGUGAAAUAGCAUUUCACAGAAGGACAUGUUGGGGAAAAAACAUUGCACUGUAAAUAUUGGAUAUAUCCUUGUGAAGAAUUUUGUACUUUAACUAACGAACACUUGGACAGAGAUUAAUAGAAUUACACGUAGUUUUAUCCUAAUUAUAUUAUAAAAGUAUCAGUUUGUAAACACAAGGCAUGGGAAAAAAUGUGUUUGGUGCAAAAGAAAAAGGACUAGAAAUAAGAAAACUUAUGAAAUGCCAGGUUUGAGUUCUCUGAGCAAAGGGCUAUGAAGCAGAAACAUAUGCAUUCAGACCUGGUUCACUGAAAAUAGAGAGAGUUUUGUGUUUGACUCCAGGUGAUGCCAGAUUUCAUCUUGGAAUUCUCCCACGGUUUCUGUCAGAGUCUCUCUCAUUGACUGUAGACAGGAUUUGUGGCUUCUUCAGGCCCCAUUUUCCAUAUUAUUUAAUGAUAUUAUUCGUCCUUUCAGGCAGGGAUUAUUUGUUAUUCUGCAUAGUACAGGUGGUCAAAAUACUGGAAACCUGGUUUAUGACAUGUCUGAGUGUUUUGGCAAUAAUAAUAAAUUUAAAAAUUACAUUUUUAAAAAAUGCCGUGUUAUGGUGAUGUUUCAAGAUUUGCGUAGAGCAUUGACAAGGAAAGGUCAUCAGGAUUCGUUACUUCUGUUACCUGCUGCCCUGGGAUGUCUUAAAUAUUUAAGGAAGAAACCCUAAAUGUCUCAAGUAAAAAAAAAGUAAAGGAAACCCUGCUGAUAAAAGUCAUACAAGGUGUCUCUGUGGUUUAGUGCAUCCAUGUUUAGCAUCUGAUUUGGCACUGCCUCUUAUUUGGCCCCAGUGCAAAGAACCCUUAGGUCUGUCUGCCAGUGUCCAUGCCAUGACUUCCUGAGGCUUUUUAUUACAGGUCCUGGUUAUUAUUCCCUACUGGAUAAGGCAUGGAGGGAGUUUGUGGAAUGACCACAGACCAAUGCUCCAGCACCUGCAAAUAUUUCCUACUUAUUUAUUCUAUAUGGCACAGACCUGCUCCCAUUCAAACCACCUGGGGCCUUCUGCAGCCACCAAAAAAAGGGAAGGGUAUUUUGCCACAGUAGUUCAUUAGUUCAGUUACAAUCUCUUUGCUUCAAGGUGUCUUAUUGAUACCAUAUGUGUGUGUGCUUGGAAUUGCUUCCUGUCCUUGUGGAAUCAGUGAGAAAAGAUCCAUUUCCUCCCACAGAGCGGGAAAUCAGCUUCAGAAUUUGGAGUUUCUUCAAAUAAAAGUGAUCCUUAAAACUAAUUCUUUUGAAAAGAUGUCAUAGUCCCUGUCUCCCUGAGCAGGUAUAACAUGGGGAAGGGGAAUGGAAGAAAGAUAAACAUGAUGCAGUCAGGAACAGAGCAGAACAGAUAAUUCAGCUCCCUAUUUAACCACAGAUCUCCCAGAAGCUUUGCGGACAUCUGAAGCUGAUUUUGAGCAUUGCUCUUGCUAGCAUGGGGUACUCACUGAAAGCCAUCAUUCUUCCUUGUGGUUAUAUUCUUCCAAAGCUGGAGUUAAAAAUCCUUUACAGACAUUUAGUCACAGCUUGGUGCCAAGGUAACCUGGGAAACAUGAAAAGUUACAGAGCACCAGAAUUUCACAGCUGUGGGAAACAAAAGGACUUUGUUAAGUAGGCAAAUCUGUGCCACAUAAAUAGAGCACUGCCAAAGGGUCAGACCUAGUUAACUCACUGUGUUUUGAAGUGGAAGGAAGCAGAUAGGAACGUUUCCAAGUUUUAAAAUUAGCAUUUCAGCAGGAACAUUUCCAAGUCUUGAAUUUAGCAUUUCAGUAGAUAUAUUAAUGUUGUGUUUAAUUGCUCUGGUUCAUCUGCCUGAGAGCGUAGCAGUGAAAAAGGCCAGGUUCCCCAGGGGCUCUGCUGCCCAGACUGUGCAUCCAGGUAGGCAGUGCUGGAUGGGUGAUGCCUCCUUAGAGAAGCUUCUGGGCAUAAACCUGUGGUGGGAACAUUGCAUCUCCAGAGCAAAACCAGGAAACAGAGAGUGCAGGUUGUGCCAAGGUGAUCCUCAUGAAUCCGGUAUGAUAUGCCAUGCCUGGUACAACAGACACUCCUAGGAUUGGGUUGUGAGGUCAGAAAAUUACUCUUAAAGCUAGUCCUUCAAAUGUAAAGCCAAGCUUUAGACUGGCUUCCUUCAAGUUUUAACAGGCUGACUGUGAUUCAGCAAAACUGUUUAAACGUGUGCUUUAAAGUGAUUGGCCUUAUUGAUGUUUAUUGUUUAAAUAAGUGCUGUUGGAUAUUUUGAGACUGAACCCCAAACAGACACAGUUGUGACCCCCAUUUGAACAGAGGUGGGUUACAGAAGGUACUCAGAGGGCAUUCAUUGUGCUUGAAUGUUUGGUCUGGUCCUGGUCUGAUGUUUCAAGCACCAAGACCUGUGUCAGCACUGUGGGUAGCACAAGUCACAAAUGGGAAUAAUGGCAGUAGAAGUAACAGCGCUCUAAAGUUUAUUAAGCAACAACAUACGAAUAUCUGGGUUGAUGAAGUCCAAUAUGAAAUUAUAAAAAUGAGUGUCAGGUUUCUGAGUGCCUGAGAGCCCAGCAGACAGCCAAAACAGUACAACCAACUACAUCUUUGUCACUAAAGUUUCAACCCAGGAAAGAGAACUCAAGAGCUGAAUUUUGAUCCUUGAGCCUACCAAGUGGAAGGCUGGGUAUUGAUGCCUGGAUACGGAUGCUCUCAAACACUGAGAAACAAAAACUUGAAGUUUUUCAGGCAAUGUGAUGAUCUUGGAGGUAUUUAAAAGGCAAUGUUACACAAACUGUGCACACAAGUGUUUACCUAGCAUUUUAACAUGUAUUCAUCUAGCAUUUUGUACUCAAGGUCUUUUGUAAUGACCCUUGAUGUUCCAUUGGGGUGUUUUUUGACUGUGAUCAGCUGUUGAGCCAUCAUUUUCAAAGAAAGAACAAGUCUUCAGUCUCACUGAAAAAUGUCAGUGCUUUGUAAAAUGCACAUCUCUGUGCAUGAGCAGGCUAUGUGUUUUAAAAUUUGUUUUCAUUAUUUUUAUUUUGUCUGUAUUUUAAUUUCAUCAGCUAUUUAAUUGCCAAGUCUCUCAUUAUUUUAGUCUAACCUGUAUCCUAAAAAAUACUGUGUCUGGUAUAACCUUCAUUGCAGCCCUGCUGCUUCCAACUUUUAAGAAUUGAAACCUUUACAAUUAAACAUUUCUGGAUAUGCAUAUUG
Corvus hawaiiensis (hawaiian crow) is the source of this 5583-nucleotide messenger RNA. Its product is annotated as solute carrier organic anion transporter family member 1A2-like. Gene Ontology annotation, biological process: bile acid and bile salt transport; sodium-independent organic anion transport; transmembrane transport. The transcript is spliced from 19 exons. Gene Ontology annotation, cellular component: membrane. Bases 355 to 2394 code for a protein of 679 amino acids. Gene Ontology annotation, molecular function: protein binding; bile acid transmembrane transporter activity. NCBI's taxonomy places the organism in Eukaryota, Metazoa, Chordata, Aves, Passeriformes, Corvidae. The record is from RefSeq and is a predicted model, not a curated record.